UAACCUCACUGUCAUGGCAGCCUCCAGAAGCACACCCGAAUAAUAUAUUGAUGAAGGCAGUCCGUGCUGAAUUGAUAACUCUUUAUGCAGUUGCUUUAAAUCACCAUGAAUAUCUGCACAUCUGGAAACCAGCUCCUAAGAAAUUUUAGGCUGUGCCUAAAUAACUCCCAUUUACAAAGUUCUUCUUUCUGGGGAUUGAAGAACUGCAAGGCACCAAUAAAUCCCUCCACAUUUAAGAAUGUGCACCAGAACCUGGGCUCAACAAGUUACCUAUUUAAUCGUUGCGCAACACGGCUGGGAGCAACAGCAAGGUUCUACUCACUGGAUAAAGAGCAGGGGCAGGAUUUAAAGUCUACAUCAGGAGAGCAGACUUCAUCAACUACUGAUAACCCCGUUUUAAAUGAGACUCAGUCCACACCUCCUUUAUCAUACAAACAACAACAGAAAGAAGCUGGAAGAUACCUUGAUCCACUGGCUCAGGAUGCUGAACCGUAUUCAGAGAGGGAGAGUCAGCGGGAACAGUUUUAUGACCACCUUAAAAACUGCAACUCCCCCUAUGAUGUUUUGGACUUGGCUGGGAAUUACACCCUGACUUGGAGGCGGGUGAGUAACUCCUUAACCAAAAUUUGGGAGACCACCAAGAAGAUGUCAGAUGACCAGAAGCGCUAUGAAAGAAAGCUGAUGUUUGAGCACCCGGUCUUUGAGCAGCUGUGCCAGCAAGCUAUGAAGGAUGCGGGGAGGAUGAGAAGGGAUGAUCUGGCGUACAGCUUACUGGCCCUGGUGAAGCUGGGGGUUUCUCAGCGCAGCCGUGUCGUGCAGACGUUACUCAGAGUCAUUCAGGAACACAUAAAUGAUUUUGACGAGAAGGCUCUCUCUGUACUAGCUAACUGCCUCAGUGACAUGGACAGUGAUAAAAAUGCUGAUGCACUAAAAGCUGGUCUAAGGCUGCUGGUUGAAACUCGGAUCCCAAAGAUAAAAAAUGUUGUUGCCCUGCAGACCAUGAUGAGGUGCAUUGGGAAGGAUGCUCCUGUAUCUCUUAAGAGGAAGCUUGAGGCCAAAGCAUUGUCAAUGCUGAGUCAGUUUUCCCUACCCAAUUCCCAGUAUAUGUUUACAACACUGGCAGCUAUGGACUUUAAUUCGAGCACUCUCCUGGAUGCCUGUAGUAGCAAGAUUAUUGAAAAUAUCCAUGGAAUCCCCUUUUGGAGGUUAAUAUAUGUCCUCCAGUCCUCCAAGGACUUGCAGUACCGGAACGCUGCACUGUUCUCUGCCAUUGCUGAAUACGUGAUGUCGACACUCGAUAUGUGGAGCAACAAACAGAUAGUCCUCUUUCUGGGUCUGUUUGGUGAUCUGGGUCUUCGCCAUGCUGGUUUGAUGGACGCAUUUGCGGAGAAGGUGACAGAGACCUCCGAAUCACUGACGCUGAGAGAUGUUAUUAAUAUUUUGAAAUCUUACUCCCUGCUUAACCAUCUCCCAAAGAAUCAGAAGAAACAGUUCCUAGAAUCAUUAAGUAGUGUUUUUGAAUCAUAUCUGCCAAAGAUUCUCCCUACAGAGCUCCUGAGAGGAGUCUAUUACUUCUGUGUUUUGGGAUGCUUCCCACAAUCCUCUCUAGACAAACUCCUUCAGGAAGACAUACUCAAAGAGCUUCUUUUACCAGAUCAGAGGACCCACGGAGCCAAUGAACGAAUACUGCACUACAUUAAUCUCUGCCUAGAGCUGGACUGUUCUGCUUCCACCACAGUUGCUACAAUCACUUCUGCCAAACCCUCCCACUCUCCAAGUUUGACUGUAAACCCCAUAGUACUCGGUGCUUUGAAGCGUAGUCUGGGAGAUGAGGUUUGCCAGCAGGGGGUACUGUUGCAAAAUGAUUACUUUAUAGAUUUCCAAAUCACAUUGGACAAAGACAGAAAAUUUGUCUUGCAGUCCCAGAGUGAGGAAAAUAGCCAAACGGAAUAUUUACAAAGAGUGGCUGUCCUUUGUGCCCCAGUUUCUGCGUUCUGUCUUGGUACCACCCACCCCAAAGGAAAGCUGUCUAUGAAGAUGCGGCAUCUUACAGCUCUUGGGUAUUCCAUUGUUUUGGUCCCAGCGCAAGAGUUUGAGAAGCUUCAAGAAGAUGAGCAAGUCCAGUUUCUGAAAACCAGAAUCUUUGCAGAACCAGAACCUGCGUUGGCGGCUAUCAAUCAGGAAACUUGAACGAGAAACUGACUGUUUGAUGUUGUUGGGAAAACCUGUGCAUUGGUGCAGAUCAGACAGAAAUAUGCAGAUCGAUAUGCAGGUUCACAAAUACUGGUCAGCAGUCUGUUUGAGGUUUAAAGGUUACGGUAACUAGGAGUCCAAUGGAAUAGAAAAAAAUAAGUCUGCUUUGACCUGAUUCACAUACUCUUUACAGGACUGCUUGACAGCCAUUUGGUUUUCCAAAACUUGCUGACAUCCUGUUUGAAAAAAAACAAAAAAGUUUUUGCUGUUCUGCUUUGAGUAAUUUUCCCCUAUUCACUGUAUAAUCAAAAAUGAAAACAGAUUUGCUGAUUUCCUGAUUGUUUAAAUUGUUGAACAUCUACACCUAAAUCAGUCAGUUGAGUAUUAUAAUGGACAUACCAGUCCUGCGUUUUGGUAUCUGCUGACAUUUUUUUAAUUGUUAUAUAUAUACUGUUUUUAUACUGUAAAAAAAAUAAGCUGCUAUUAAAAAGUUAAAAACAAAUAUAUAGUCUUCAUUUUAGUUAUCAAAUGUCUUCUAUCAUAUACAGUACAGGAGAGUCGUUAACCAGACUGUCAAUUAAUUGAGCCAAUCCAUGUAUUGUUUUGUAUUGGAUGUUAAUUUUGGUUAUCCAGGCUCCAAAGGUUCAUAACUGUCUGCACUGUGCUUUUAGAGAAAGCAUUGUAAUGCAACCUUGCUGCUUUCAGGGUGUGGGUAUAUAAUCGUAAAAAUCAGCUAACAAGACUAAAGUUUUGCUUUCCUGGCAAGCUGUUUCCCAUCAAUGAGUUGAUUAAAGACCCUGGGAGCACACUAAAAAGAAUGUGGUUUUGUGCCUUGCCUGUGUUGGCUUUCUAGAUGUUGUUGGGAAUGUUAUUAUUACAUCUCAGCAGCAUGGAAAUGUAAAUUAAAUUAUGGCGAAAUUAUGGCGACCCAUUAUAUUUGUUUUGCUGUGCAAUCGAUAUUAAUAUAAUGGUUUCCUCUCGUAAUGCCAAGCAUCACAUUUUAUACUGUUGAAACCACAAAAGAAUGUGACGUUAUUGCACCAGUGAUUCAAAUGACUACAGGAAAAUGUGUAAUAGUGAUUAUUUCAUGAGCUCUUUUGUCUUUCGCUCGAGAAAAUUACUCAUGUUUCACAUAUUUUUUUUAAUAUUUAAUUAUUUUCAUUCCAAGAAAACAGUGUUGAACUUUAACUUUUAACGUCACAUAAACUCAUGAAGGAAGCCUAAUAUGAGUCUUUAUAUCCAGUUGCAGUAAAGGUUAUAGCUUACAUUUUUUAAGUGUUUUAGGUAUUACGAAGGUAUUCAGUAAAGUAUAUUGUGUGAGUGAGAGAAAGGAGCACCCUACUGAUGCAAAAGGAUAAUCAAAAAAAUAAAAAAUAAAUAGAAUAGUUUAUACUUUUCAGAAAGAUUUAUAAAAUAAAGCUUUUGCCAAGAAACACUACUGUUGUAAUCAGCUAAAUUAUCACCCUCAAAUCAUGUAUGUAGUUAUGUUAUCAGAAUUAUUCACUGUAUGGCAUACAUCGUGGUUAUCAGAAUCCAUAUCCACGUAGAAUAUCUUCUGUUCUCAGUAAACCAGAUUUUAUGAUAUUUAAACAUGUUUGUGUGAACUGUAAGGCACAAUUCAUAGAGGUGCUUAAUGAAAAUAAUCUUUAUUACUCUGUUUACUGGGACCCAUCUCGAUCCAGCUCUAAUCACACGUGGCUUUGUCUUUGGGGAGAUUUGGGGACUUGUAAGGUGUUCCUUAUUUAAUUUACCCUAUGCAGUAAAACUUUUUUUUCAGGGGAAUAGAAAGAAAACAGCUCAAAGUACUAAAUCAUAUAUAUUUAAAGAAUCCUUGAGAGAGAGUAGCCUUUAUGUUUUAGUAGAUCCCACAAUGGUUUAAUCUGAUGAACAAUUUCUCUUAAUCAUUAAUCAUGAACAAUUUCUCAGUGCCACUUUGUAUUUUCAGUAUUAUGGCACUGUAUGUUCUCGUGUAAAAUCUCAGGGCAGCAGCUUUUUAUCAAGUUUCAUUACAGGUGUAGUCCAGUAAAGAUUACUGUUUCACUACCAUGUUGUUUUAACGUCUGGCCAUACCACUGAUUCAGAUCUUUUAAACAUAUCCACUGUACUUCAUGUUUAUAAUCCAUUUGAUCAGAGACCCUAUUCCCUUUUACAUUAUUGCUUCACUUAAAACAUUUCAGUUUUUUUCCUUUUUUUUUUUUCUAAUUAUCUUCAACUGCAGGCAGUAGAGGCAUCAUUGAAUCAUCGUACAGACAUCUACAGUAGGAAAAUAAUCAGUAACGUGACGGUAAUAUGAUCUUAACAUACUACUAACAGUUACUUAAGGUCAACGGUGUACAGUAUGUAUAAACAGAGCAUGUCUAAUUCCAAAUUCAAUGUCAACUUAAUUGUGCCUUACAAUAAAGACAUUUGCCUUUUUUAAAGGUGUCAUUUAGUGAUUUCAAGUCACCACAGACAUGCCUACUACUUUUACUGUUGUAAAUGUUCUCAUACGUUUUGCAGUUUAUCAUGCUUUUAACCAUGUUUAUGUCUUGCAAUUACCACGCUUUGUAAUGGUUCUUCCAAUGCUUUACCUUGUGUGCCUCUGCUUUAGCAUGCUUUUCUUAUGAUUUUACUGUGGCAGUACAGAAUGCAUUUAUAAAGGAUACUAUGGUCCUUGAAAAUAUCUGGUUUAGAUACUGUACCCAUAUAGAUAUGUAUGGCUUGUAUUUUUGGUUAUUUUACAUUUGUCAAAUAAAUAGCUAUGACUGGGGAAACUCGCAACGGAAACAAAAACUGGUCAAAUAUAUAUUUAUUGCUCUGUGUUUAUUUUUGUGAAAGGCAAAUUUGUUAUAAAUUACAUUGCAA
Messenger RNA from Polyodon spathula (Mississippi paddlefish), 5037 nucleotides. RefSeq names its product FAST kinase domain-containing protein 2, mitochondrial-like. Gene Ontology annotation, molecular function: RNA binding. The transcript is spliced from 12 exons. Gene Ontology annotation, cellular component: ribonucleoprotein granule; mitochondrial matrix. Bases 106 to 2190 code for a protein of 694 amino acids. NCBI's taxonomy places the organism in Eukaryota, Metazoa, Chordata, Actinopteri, Acipenseriformes, Polyodontidae. Gene Ontology annotation, biological process: mitochondrial RNA processing; regulation of mitochondrial mRNA stability. The record is from RefSeq and is a predicted model, not a curated record.